Mirounga angustirostris (Northern elephant seal) is the source of this 3681-nucleotide messenger RNA. It is a transcript of the gene GREM2, whose product is annotated as gremlin 2, DAN family BMP antagonist. The transcript is spliced from 4 exons. The coding region runs from base 659 to 1222 and encodes 187 amino acids. The record is from RefSeq and is a predicted model, not a curated record. Gene Ontology annotation, molecular function: BMP binding; receptor ligand activity. Gene Ontology annotation, biological process: animal organ morphogenesis. Lineage: Eukaryota; Metazoa; Chordata; Mammalia; Carnivora; Phocidae.
AAUGAGUGGUUUUUGCGGGUUUAGGGAUGGAGAAUUUCUCUACAUAAACAAGAAGGUUUGGAUUGGAAGUCUGCUAAAAAAAAUGUUACAGCUGACCACAGGGUUGUAAAUCCAGACUGGAAGGAGAAGAAGAGAAACAUUGCAAGCGAGUGAAGUGUGUGUGGCUGCAAUGUUUGUGGGUUAGAUGAGAAACAAGCGCUGAGUGAAACCGAGAAGGGGGGUGGCUGGUGUGAUUUGUUUGGUGUGCGGAGCCAAUAGAAAUCCCAGACUGCGAUAAUAUCCCGGUGCAGCGCCGCGCGGAGUCAGAGCCGAGUCUGGGGCCGGUGCACGCCUGCGAGCCGCGGCCCAGGGCGCACCGCGGAGCCGGCUCGCCGCCGCCCCCAGCCCGCGCGCCUCCGCACGCGCGGCCGCGGUGGUCCGGCCGCGGGCCCCCGAAGGCGGCCGAGGGAGAGCCGGCGCACAGUCCGCCGUGGACUCUAUAGCUCAGAGGAGAGGGACCCGAGGAGGAGGCUUCCAUCACGUCAUUGCAGCGUAUGGCCAACGUGGACUAAGCUCAUGAGUGAAACAGCACUGGAUCGCUUCGCUGUGGUUGAAGAAAGGGAGAGAAGGGAGAGCGAGACUUCUCAAUGUGAUGAUUACUUUGCAAUAAAGGAAUCCCAUGACUGAAGGGGAAAUCUCUUUGAAGGCACUUCCCUGUUUGAGAGGCAAAGCAGGGAUGUUCUGGAAGCUCUCCCUGUCCUUGUGCCUGGUGGCCGUGCUGGUGAAGGUGGCGGAGGCCCGCAAGAACCGGCCUGCGGGCGCCAUCCCCUCGCCCUACAAGGACGGCAGCAGCAACCACUCGGAGCGAUGGCAGCACCAGAUCAAGGAGGUGCUGGCCUCCAGCCAGGAGGCCCUGGUGGUCACCGAGCGCAAGUACCUCAAGAGUGACUGGUGCAAGACGCAGCCGCUGCGGCAGACGGUGAGCGAGGAGGGCUGCCGCAGCCGCACCAUCCUCAACCGCUUCUGCUAUGGCCAGUGCAACUCCUUCUACAUCCCGCGCCACGUCCGCAAGGAGGAGGAGUCCUUCCAGUCGUGCGCCUUCUGCAAGCCCCAGCGCGUCACCUCCGUCCUCGUGGAGCUCGAAUGCCCUGGGAUGGACCCUCCCUUCCGACUCAAGAAGAUCCAGAAGGUGAAGCAGUGCCGGUGCAUGUCCGUGAACCUGAGCGACUCGGACAAGCAGUGAAGCCCCCGCGGCGGGACGCAACUCGCUCUGCGCGCCGCCGCCGCCGCCGCCGCCGCCGCCGCCGCCGCCGCCGCCGCCGUCCCCGUCCUCUGAGCCCACGCACGCGCUGCCCGGUGGCCCCCUCCGUCGCAAGCACGUUUCCCGGGGCCGACGGCGCCCUUGUCUCACGCGCGCGCCGCAGGGGGAGCUUCGCUGCUGUGUUCCCGGCCGACCGCGGGCCCCUCCUGGGCGUCCCCAACAGGCUGCGUUUCAGGCCUGCGGGCCGCGGCUGGAAACCCACUACCCCCCAGCCAGCGGUCGGAGAGGGGGCCUUUCUGGGGCUGCGCUGCCGAUGGGGCAUUGAUGUUUCCACCGUGUGGAAAAGCGAGUCUUUCCCGGGCCUCACCCUCCACUCCAGCUCCCCUUUUCCCAGGAAGUGAAGGAUGCGGCCCUCACCCCUCUCCCGCUGGGCCCGGGGCCCUCCGGCUGCGAGGUUCCCCGGUGAAGGGAGGGCUGCCCUCGCGCUGCUGUGAUGCGGAUCCGGACAAUGUCCGUGCACAGGGAGGUUCUCCUAACAAACCCGAUAGCCGAGAAGACGACUUGAGCCACUGGGAUCAUGAAAUGGGCUUCCCUGGGGACCUUGCUCACAGCAGGCCACACUCUCCCCCACCCCCAGCCACCACCACCUUUUCUUGCCCACGUCCCCCACCUCCCUCCCCCGCCCACCUCCGUGGACUCAGAUGAACUCUGGUGUGCAUGCUAUUAUCGCUGCAAUUAGAAUAUUAUUACACACAAAGGUCUCCAUAUUAACGCUGGUUUUGUAAUUGACCUGUAUUGUAAAGAGCUGUUCAAAAGCACUAUAGACCUAUCCAUGUAUUGUUUCACGAGUUUGGACUCUGGCUUUGCAGCACCAUUCUGAGUAAGGCUCACAGCGGGGUUCACUCAGUAAUAAUGCCUGAUCAGCAGUUCACUGUCAUGCACCUAUUCUUAGAUUGGGCAGGGAGAAGGCAGGUGAUUUUACAUUGUGAUUUUACAAUGAAUAAUACUUCACUGAAGGUACUGAAGCACUGCAGCACAAGGUAGGAAGUGGGUUGGGAUGGAUGGGUGUAGGGAGGGGACUCACUAGGAAGUCGUCAACAGGGAACUCAAAAGCCCUGUGAUGUUUAAUAUGCAUAUGUGGUGUGAGAAGGUCUACUAUUUUACUACCAUGACACUAAACAAAACAAAACAAAAAAUUCCUGGUAAAAGAGAGAAAUAUUUAAAUAUAUAAGGAGUCAGGUCACUUUGUGGUGUAGGAGAAAGUAAAAGAUAAAAUAUAUAGAAUAGAAAUCUAGUUAAGCUACAGAAGCUUCCUUUUCAAAGAAUGGACUUUUUUUUUUAAAGGAUGAUCAAACAUCAGCUCACCUUUUAUUUUUAUAAGGAAUCAAUAAGGUUUUCAUGUUGCGGUCUCUUGGCAGAACAAAGCUGACAUAAUUUAUUUUCUUGCAAAAUUAUACUUAGUUUCAGUCCCUUUGCUAAAUUGCCCCACAGAGGCUUCCCUGUGAGUAAUGUUUAUGGAAUCUGAUAAAUGUGAAUGAGAUGUUGGUGGGAAUCAGCAUACUUUGAAAACCUUUCAUUGGUAAUUUCUGAGCACCGAGUCUCAAGUACUGCUGCAAGGGCACUCAGAAAGGCCCAUUUCCAGGUUUGUGGGACCCUCUACAAACUGCUUGGGGGACUGAGGCUUCCUGAAGUUAGACAGUGAUGGGGGCGGGUCUAGGUGCAUUCACCUGGAGAUCAAGGCGUGGUGUGUCCCUGACUCCAUUUCCUGCUUCUGCACUGCAGGUUUCAUGUCUGUCUCUUCUGUAACUCCAUGAGCCCUGAGCAGAAUGUGCUGUUGUAAAAAGGGGUAUUCGUUUUAGAAAUGGGUAUAUACAGCCCUGAAUCAGGAGCAGAACUCAACAGAAAUCCUUGAAGGCUGGAACCUUGGGAUGGAAAGAAAGAGUGGAGAGUGUGUCCAAGUUCAGAAAUUAUUUUUGCAUUGAAUAGAAAACCUCAAGUCAGACUCAGUGCAGAACACACAGCGAAAAGCUGUGAAGGAAGGAGGUUCACAUGACCCUAACAGAGGCCAAUGGAGUAGAGUAGGGUGGGAGCGGAUGGGAGUCUCUGGCUGACUGCAAAGCCAACCCUGUCAUUUUAUUAACACAUAACCCACACAGAUAGAGGAAGGAUUAAGCUAUGAACUCACAGAAUACAAACAUGAGCGCACUCUCUUUGAACCCAAUUGUGGGUGUAGCAAUAGAAGCAAUAUGAUAUGCUGCAGUGUGAAGCUCCUUCUGGGGGUUCUUAUAUGUACAAAGUUUACCUUAUAAUGGCUCAAAUUGUAUUUAAUUGUUUUUUUUGUCUGUUUAUAAAUGAAGAAAAGCUAUAAGUAUAAUGUAAUUAUUUUAUAGGUGUACUAUUAAAUUAUAGAACAAAUAAAGAUACUCUAGGAUUAUAUGUGA